Messenger RNA from Crotalus tigris (Tiger rattlesnake), 2564 nucleotides. RefSeq names its product calreticulin-like. Gene Ontology annotation, biological process: protein folding. Gene Ontology annotation, cellular component: endoplasmic reticulum membrane; endoplasmic reticulum. NCBI's taxonomy places the organism in Eukaryota, Metazoa, Chordata, Lepidosauria, Squamata, Viperidae. The transcript is spliced from 11 exons. Gene Ontology annotation, molecular function: calcium ion binding. The coding region runs from base 289 to 1401 and encodes 370 amino acids. The record is from RefSeq and is a predicted model, not a curated record.
CCCUCCUUCCAUAUUCACCGUGUAAUAGGAAAGCAGUCCUGCGUUGUAGUCCAGCACAAACCAGCGGUACUGCCAACCUUUCAUCAGGUUGGUCCAUUUGCUCAGCGGACCUUCCAUGAUGGACGCCAUCUUGGGAGCCGACAACAGCUGUAAUUCGGAAAAAAGUCGAAAGACUCCACUGCAUAAUGUAGAUGCCUGAGGCCUUUCUGUCUUGAGCACUGAUUCUUUUUUCCUCUCUCCCAUCAACAUCUGCAAGGAUUAUACAUCAUUAUUCAUGGAUUUUAGCCAAUGGAAAAGAUCUGUCUCCUCACCUAUGGAUGGCAGGAACGGUGGGUUCUGUCUAAGUACAGAAGUGAUUAUGGCAAAUUUCGAAUAGGAUCAGGAAAAUUUUAUGGUGACAGAGAAAAAGAUAUAGGUUUGCAGACAACUCAAGACAUUAGGUACUAUGCGGUAUCAGCAAGGUUUCCGCCAUUCAACAAUGAAAAUCAGACUUUAGUGGUUCAAUAUACAGUAAAAUAUGACCAACAGGUUGAUUGUGGUGGGGCCUAUAUCAAACUUUUUUCUGUCGAUCUGAAUCAAGAGAUCCUGAAUGAAGAUUCACCAUAUUAUAUUAUGUUUGGACCUGAUAUAUGUGGAAAAUAUAAAAAGGUAGUGCAAGUUAUUUUGAACUAUAAAGAUGACUACUAUUUUAUUAAAAAGAACAUUACGUGUGAGACGGAUGACUUUACCCACCUCUACACUCUGAUUCUACGUCCUGAUUUAACUUAUGAAGUAAAGAUAGAUAAUUAUGUGGUUGAGGCUGGCCAUCUAGAAGAAGAUUGGGACUUCCUGCCUCCAAAAAGGAUCAUAGAUCAUGAUCUGCCAAAACCUGAUUAUUGGGAUGAAAGGCCAACUAUUUCAGAUCCCACACAUAAAAAACCAGAUGAUUGGGACCAACCACAAAGAAUUCCUGAUCCUACUGUGAUAAAGCCAGAUGACUGGGAUGAAGAAAUGGAUGGGGCAUGGGAACCACCAUUGAUUCCAAAUCCUGAAUAUAAAGGCAUUUGGAAACCUCGUAUCAUUAAAAACCCUAAUUAUAAUGGCAUUUGGGUCCAACCAGAAGUUGACAACCCUGAAUACAAACCAGAUCCUAAUAUUUACAAAUUUUAUAACAUUAGUGUCAUUGGUUUAGAAAUUUUACAGGGAAAAUCUGGUACAAUAUUUGAUAACUUUCUUAUUACAAAUGAUGAAGACUAUGCUGAAGAUGCUGGGAAUGAAAUGUGGGGUGUCACUUUUGAGAGGGAGUGGAGGAGACGGGAAGGACAAGAUGCAGCAUUUAAAAAUAUUAAUGAACAGGAGCCAAAAAAAGAGAUCAAGAAAGAAAAGAAGAAAAAAGUUAUUAAAGUCAAAGAUGAACUCUGAUCAAUCAAACCAUUGUAUAAUUACUGUCACUCAAUCUGGUAAUCACUGUUGGGUAGUAUUGUACUUAUUUUCUAAUGUUAUCCAAAAUGCAAUGGUGAUAUGAAAAUCCUGACAAUUUUUGUACUACUAGAUGACUGGUGAAUACCUGAAAAAAUGUAUAGUUUCUAUAGUUUGUUUUAUACAUAUCAAUCUCUGCAAUAUUACAAUCUAUUGAUGUUCAGAAGAAGCAUUAAUUUCAUAUACAUGAAGGAACUUACACACUGCAGAGAUGUGAGACACGUAAUUCACACUCAUUGAACACAAAAUCACUUCUGAAUUGAAAGGGAGAGUAACUAUUUCCAAAUACCCAUAGAUAGUCUGAAACCUUACUGAAACUACCAUAAUCAGAAAUACAAGAAGACCUUAUGUGUUAUUUGUUAAUUGUAUCCAGGUUGCAUGGGGAAAUGCUGUGUAAAAAAACAUCCUCAUAUCUGAUGGAUUUUCUGAUUUUUUUGUGAUUUGGGGGGGGGCUUAAAAAGAAACUGAAAAUAGGUCACGAAAGACAUAUGAAUCAGCCCCCCCUCCCGAAUCAGAACAAAGACUUAUAAUUAUUAGCAAACAUUGAUUAAUUGUAAAGUCAUAGAAUUGUCAAAUUGGAAAGUAACAAAGGUCAUCUAUUCAAAUCCUUUGCAAUAUGCAAGAAAACCUAUUUAACAAGUCCAGCCUAUUCUUAAAAACCUCCAGAAAUGGAGAAUCCAAGCCACUGUAGAAAGCUUAAACCUUUGCCUUCCUCCCAUUCAUUACAUGAAAAAUUCUUCCUAAAAAUCUAGGCCUGAUAGUCCAUGCCAUUUGGGUUUUACAAAAACUGGAACUAAUAAGUUUGAUUUCAAAUUCCCUAAAUCCAAAAUGGCCUCCAUUCAGAUGCUGAGGCUUUUCUCUCAUUAAUGAAUCUUAUGUGAUGUGGGAAGCUAAUGUUUGCAAUAUGAUUUUUGUUACUUUUUUUGUCAUUUAGCGUGCUGGAUACAAUGCAUUUUGAUACAGAUGUAUAGCUUAUGUAGAAUAUUUCACAUCACCGCUUCUUUCAUGUUUAAUUUUUCCUGAAGUUGUGGGAAAAACUGGUAGCUGCUACCAUGUGUAAUUGUAUGACUAAACAAUAAAAGAGCUCCUCCUAUAUUUAUAUAUAA